This is a messenger RNA of Anopheles cruzii, 2679 nucleotides long. RefSeq names its product ankyrin repeat domain-containing protein 27-like. The transcript is spliced from 2 exons. Gene Ontology annotation, biological process: early endosome to late endosome transport; neuron projection morphogenesis. Lineage: Eukaryota; Metazoa; Arthropoda; Insecta; Diptera; Culicidae. Gene Ontology annotation, molecular function: SNARE binding; guanyl-nucleotide exchange factor activity. The coding region runs from base 1 to 2679 and encodes 892 amino acids. The record is from RefSeq and is a predicted model, not a curated record. Gene Ontology annotation, cellular component: neuron projection; plasma membrane; tubular endosome.
AUGGACGGGGUGCAGUACGAUGAAGAUAUUUCCGCAAACGGGUACUACGCGCGGCUGCUCAGCGAUCACUUCAGCAUCGUCGAGACGGCCACGGUCGAGGGAUGGAUCAUUUGUGUGCCGCGCGUCGGCUCGUUCAGCGACCAGUGCCUGGUGGAUCAGGAGUUUGCCUUGGCCCAUGUCCUCGUGCCGAACGAGGAGCUCCCGGAGACGCACUUCUUCAACCUCAACUUCCAGCAGCUGAAGCUGGACGAGCGGUCGCUCGUGUUCGCGAACGGGCUGAGCGUGCGGAUACUGUUCGAGGAGAUCUUCUACCGUGACGGGCUGAAGUACAAAGUGUGGUGCGUCGAGCGCCCGUUGCACGAUAUGAAAAAGUACGGCACGUACGCGGAGGAUGACCUGUCGCUGGGACGAUUCCUCGGCAUCGGCAGCCUCACGGAGGCGGUCGAGUUUAUACGGACGGCGGCGAAAAAGAAGGACAUCUUUGGCCGGAUGGACGCGAAGGUGGCGGCGUUUGUGCGGGCCAACGGCGACAUGGGCCGGUGGCAGUUCGAGGAGCAGAAAGCGGCGAUCAAGAUGAUCUACGUCGAGUGUCUGGAGCUGAUACUGCAGAACCGGAAGCUGAAGGACCGCUGCCAGCGGGAUAUGGUGCUGCGGGGCAACGUGAAGGUGGCGAUCGAAACGUACGUGAUGGACAAGCUGUACGAUCACGUGAAGAGCGUGAUCGACGUUUGCCGGAUGGAGCAGGCGGAGGGCUUCAACAAAACGCUGCGCAACCUGGGUGAUGUGCAGUGCGCGGAGUUCGAGGUGGCGAAGCGGCACGGCGAGCUGAUUCCGCUGGCGAAAAAGGAGCUCGCCAAGAUCGAUCACGCCCGCACGGUGAUCGAUAAGAUCGGGUGUCUGCAGCGGGUCAUGGAGGUGCUGACGAAGGGCGCGGGCGAUGGCGACGACACGCUGACGAUGGACAAUCUGGUGCCGCUGUUCAUCUUUCUCAUCCUGAAGUCGGGCCUCACGCACUGGAUGAUGACGAUCACGUUCCUGAAGGAGUUCCAGUUCAACAACGUGUUCCGGGAGCAGCGAAUCGAGUCGGGCGAGUACGGCUUUCUGAUAGCGACCCUCGAGGCGGCCAUCGUGUACAUUAGCUGCGGUAGCAUUGCGCGAACCCAGCGGCUCGGCAUCAGUCUUGAGCCGAGCCGCGAACUUUCGCUGACCGCCGAGCGGGCGUUUCGUAACGCGGACGACUUUCUGAGCCACCUGCUCGCGCUGAUGCGCAACGAUGACGAAACGCGGAUCGUGGAGCUGCUGCAAGAUGUCACCAACAGCCAGGCGCUGCUGUGCACCGGGCCGACCGAGGCCGGAUACUACUAUCUGCCGUCGAUCGACGACCAGAACCAGCAGGGCCAGUCGGCGCUCCACCUGGCCGCCAUCUUGGGCAACGCGAAGCUGCUGACGCUCAUCCUGUCGCUGCAACCGAACGUGAACGCAACCGACGCGAAGAACUGGACCGCGCUGCAUUAUGCGGCAGCGAACGGUCAUCAGAAUCUGCUGCUACUGCUGCUACACGCCGGAAUCAACAUUAACAGCACCAGCACCGAUCGGCACACAUCGCUCCAUUUGGCGUGUCUUAAUGGCCACAGCGGAUGUGUGAAGGCGUUGCUGUACUUUUCCGAGCACAUGCGCAUCUACGUGGAUGUGAAUGCGGCCACCGAGAUGGGCCAAACGCCGCUCCACUAUGCCGCCCGGUGGGGUUUUCUGGACAUUGUCGAAACGCUCCUCGAGUAUUCGGCCAACGUCGAGGCGGUCAACAAGCUGGGCGCCUCACCGCUCAAAUAUGCCCACAACGUUCGCAUCGGAAGGCUGUUGGUCGAUGCGUUGCGAGCUCAGCGGCGAGCCGGACACCACCCGGCCACAGGUUUUAAACCGUCACUGCGCCAGUCAACGUACACUCCGGAUCCGUUCGAUCGGGGCGACGAUCUGGCGGAGGAUGUGCGCGAGCAGCGCACGAUCGAGGAGAUGAAACGCAUCGAGAAGGCACUGGAAGCGAUCGCGGCGCAGGACACGAAACUGGCCUGUGCCUACCUCGGACUGGACGUGAUACCGCUAUCGGACUACCGGAACCACAGCACGAUGGACGACUAUGCCGACAGCCGGAAGCUGUGCCAUCCGCUGUGCACCUGCAACCAGUGCGUGAGAAAGUCGUCCGAGUUCUACAGCCUGUGGCGUAAACCAUUUAGCUCACCGCCCAAACCCAUCGAGCAGCGAAGUCCGAAGCCACGCUGGAAUUUGAAUGCGGUCAACGGGGAAGGGUACACGGCUCUGCAUGUGGCCGCCGUGCACGGUAACGUGGACAUGGUGCGGGUUCUGUUGGCUGAGAACGUAAACCCGACCAUCCGACUAAAGUCGGGGGCAACCGCACUGCAUCUGGCGACCCGCGAGCGCCGGUUACGAAUCGUACGGAUGCUUCUCUCCCGGUACCCGGCGGCGGACAUAGUGGACCUAAAGGAUAGCCGCGGAGACACACCGCUGCACUACGCCGUGGAGCAGAACAACCUGCAACUGGUGCAGAUGCUGCUGGACUCGAAUGCCGAUCGCAGCAUCCGGAACCUGCAGGGCAAACGGCCCAUCGACAUAGCGAAGAAUAGUCUUUACUUUAACGUUAUCAACUUGCUCGAACAGCGCUAG